UGCAGAAGCGCCAGACUCCAAACUGCGCAUUCCAAUCCGUCUGCUGGAGCUUCUGUGCCUUACUUUUUAAGUGGAGUUACUUUCAAUAAAAGCGCUGCCUUUAACCGACCCUCUUUGCUUAUAAACCAACUGAGGAAUAAUCUGGAAAAGUACUCGCAAGGGAAGGAAGGCUCAGCGUGAGUAACCGCAAAAAGACAUGAGAACUUCAGCCAUGCAGUGGCAACCCUGGCUUAUCCUCUGUGUUGCGGUUAUCUCUGCGGUGGCAUCCGAGCAGCUCGAAGGUCCUAGAGGCUUCCCGUCUUUCUACAGCGAUGUCACAGAUGAGCCCAUCGAUUAUUUGGAUGUUCUCAACCACAAAGAUGAAGGCAGUGGUUCUGGAAUGGGAGUCCCAGAAGUUCGUGUCUCCCGAAAACAAAACCACUCCAAGAUGUUCAUAACACAGACCACUAAAGAGUACCUUACUGGUCGAUGGAUGACACUCUUUAUCCCUUCUGUGUAUACCAUGGUGUUUGUUGCCAGCUUACUUCUGAAUGGCCUCGCCAUUCUUAUGUUCAUCUUUAAAGUGAAAUUAACAAAACCAGCCGUUAUAUACAUGCUGAACCUGGCCUUCGCUGACCUGCUUUUUAUUCUUCUGCUGCCAUUUAAAAUAUCAUACCACUUUUCUGGGAACAACUGGACCUACGGACCUGUGAUGUGCAGGAUUGUCACAGCUGCUUUUUACUGCAACAUGUACUGCUCAGUCCUCCUUGUAAUGUGCAUAGCCAUUGACCGUUUCCUUGCUGUGGUCUACCCCAUGCAGUCUCUGUCCUGGCGAAGCCGGGAGAAUGCCAUCAUUGUGUGUGUAUCUAUGUGGUUCUUAUCCGUUGGUGGUGUUAUGCCUAUUCUGUUGUCAGAACAGACAGCAAGAAUCCCUGAUCUCAGCAUCACAACCUGCCAUGAUGUGCUGGACAUCAAACAAUUUCAAGGCUACUAUCUCUACUUCUUUCCCAUUUUCUGUUUUGUUUUCUUUUUUAUCCCCAUGAUAGUCACGUCCGUUUGUUAUAUUCGUAUCAUUCAGUGCCUCGGUUCGACAAAUGUCGCCAGCAAGUGCAGGAAGACCCGUGCUAUCUUCAUGGCUGUUGUCGUCUUCACCAUCUUCAUUGUCUGCUUUGCCCCCACCAACAUCAUUUUACUCACCCACUAUCUGCGUUUUGCUAAUGGCUACAAUGAGAAUUCCUACUUUGCCUAUCUCAUCUCCAUGUGUCUUGGCAGCAUUAGCUGCACUCUUGACCCCCUGAUUUAUUACUUUGGAUCUUCCACCUGCCAACGGCACCUCCACAAUCUUCUCUUUUGCAAAGGAGAUGCAGUUGAGAUUAGCUACGCCAAGUCGGAUAGCCAGAGCAGCAAAAUGGAAACCUUUUCGAACAGCCUUCAAAGCAGCCAGUAUAAAAAGCUUUUGGCCUGAAAUCGCCAGAAGCACAGAAUCUAGUUUGAUCCCAAGGGUGUGUGCUUUUAGAAUUGUGCUUCCGAUACCUGUAGUCAAAAAAUAAAAUCUGAGUUCUGCAGUCCAUUUAUCCUCAGCUCUUUGGAUUGCUGAGUGUAACAUUGGACGCGAGUCAAAUCCUGCUGUAGUGUCGGCAACAAAGUGAAGUUCUGAGUUUUGGAUGAUGGGAGGACACAUUGCUUAGUCUUAGUGCCACUCUCAGUUUGCAGCUGCUUUCAUUUCUUAACGCUUGCUGUAGAUCAGGGGUGUGCAAAGUCAUUCCUGGAGGGCCGCAGUGGCUGCGGGUUUUUGUUCCAACCCAGUUGUUUAAUUAGAAAACAAUCCUUACCAAUAAUUACAUUUCAUGGCUUGUUAGUGCUUUAACUCUGCUAUUUUAAGUCAUUCUCAAAUCCUAGAUUUUUUUUUUCCAUUCUAAAGAUAUCAUCCAAAUAUUUUGAAGUGUAAAACGGAUGGGUAAUUCUCAGUCCUUCACUUUUUUCUCUUCUCUUUCCUUCCAAGUAUUUAAUUAAACCAAAUAGUGCAUGAUAAAUACACACAGGCGUAAAGGGUAACAAGCAAAAUGGAUAACUGCUGGUUUCUUUUGUCAUUUGCAUCUUAUUGCUAAUAAGGAGCAAUUACAAACCAAGAAUGCAGCUGUUUAAGACUUAAAUAAGCAAUAAGGGUUCAAAAUCUUAACGAGGGAGGUAACUAAAAUGAAGCAGAAGUGUUUCUAGAGCAAUUAGUGCUUCUUAUUAAGCAAUUGGGUUGGAACAAAAACCUGCAGCCACUGCGGCCCUCCAGGAAUGACUUUGCACACCCCUGCUGUAGAUGGAGACCUCUGCCAGAAGAUGACCCAAUCGGCACAUUACAGAUAAGCUUUAUUCUUUUCUAACCUUGUGUGCCUCACAGAAGAUGUAUGUUUGAAAACGAAGAGCAUAAGUGAUGCGUCUGUGUGCAGGGGGUGCUGAUGGCUGCAAAUGUUUGUUACUUAUUUUGCAUUCUACUUCUUACCUUAGCUUUUGUAUACUCUUGCUUUUUUAUUCAAUCUUAAAGGAAUACUCUUUCCAGAAAUAUUUGUUUUAUUACCCCUUGUUGUUUUCAGCAAUGGCUAAGAAAAAUAUUUAAUCUCCUGUUUUUAUGUGGAAGGGAGAUAACAAAGAUCCUAACACAAUGGGGCCUAUGCCAAAAAAAGAGCAAACAAAAUCAAAACGUCCAUGAAAUAAAAACCUCGAUUUGUGUUGCAUAAUCCAUGUGCCAGAUAUCCAGUUGUAUGCUCACAACGUCCCAAACACGGAAUGUUUUUGCAGGAAGAAGCAGGUCUUCAGUUCAAAAGCUCGAUUGCAUUUAAAUGUGCUCCCCAGUCGUUCAUGAGAAGUGGUUCAGUUAAGUUUAGCAAAAAUACACGUGUUUGAGAUGUAGUGAGCAUAUCACUGGCUAACUGACGUGUGGAUUAUGCAACACACAUUUUUACAGAUAUUUCCAUCUCGCUUGCUGUUUGUAGAGUGUUGUCCCCACUGAAACCUGUUAUGUCAGCAACUUUGUCAUCUCUCUUCCCCAUAAAAACAUGAGAUUUUUUUUUUUCUCGGCCAUUACAACAAACAAAAGUGGGUAAGUGACAGAUAAAGCAAAACAAUCGUUUUUGGUCAGGGUAUACUUUUAAACACCAUACCACCAUCCAUUUUUGACUUUUUCCUCUAUAAACCUGCCCUCUGAAGGUGUCAUCUUGAAGCAAUCAAGAAAUUUCUGAACAGUACACAUCUCAGGCAAACAAUUGUGUGCAGUUUUAAAGAAAAUGUUCAUAUUGUGUGCUGUUUGUCAAGUGUUGGUCCCCACUGAAACCUGUUUUGUCAGGAACUUUAUUUCUUUUUCCCAUAAAAACAUGAGAGAAAUUUUAUGAAGUUUUCCAAAAACUGCCAGUAACUCAGCAACCCUGUGGACAGGAAAAAGACGUUUCCUGCUGAUGUUGUGUGUCAUGGUGUGUGAAACAGAUGACUUCAGUAAAUGGCUUUGGGGUGGAAUGAUCCAGUCGGACUGGACUUUUUUUUUUUUUUUUGCCCGUAUGCCUCUGACCAACAUCCAUUUGUUCUGAUGGAUGUGCAGAAUGUAUUUCCCGGAUCAGUUCUUUCAUUUUGCAUGUUGGAACACCACCCUUCCUCCAGGGGAAUUAGGGAAUGAAGUCAGUUUUUUCCUGUAAGUGGAAAUGGUGCGUAUUCUAAAAAAUGUUUCAUGCCAGUACAAUAAGCUUUAACCACACACAUGUAAGUGAUCUGAUCUAAAUUAGGGUUAAUGUCUAGUUCUGUGCACACCGUAAUGUUCAUGUUAGUCUGACACAGUGGCAAGGCUUUAUCAAUGCUGUUGCACUCUUAAUGGUGACAGAAGAAAACAGAAGGUCUCCCCGUUGCAGACAUUUUGCUUUUACUGUAGACCUGCCUAAUAUUCCUGAAGGAAAUUUACUGGUAAAUGACCCCCCCACCCGUCUGAAUGUUACAGAAAGUGAGGGUCCAUUUCGCUUUGUUUUUGUGCCAUUCUUUUGAAAAGGAUUCUUCUGUCUAAAUGUAACCAGUUGUCGUAGUCCUAGUUUGUGAUAUUAACACCCAUCAUAUUUCAGGUCAUGCGCUUCCAGAAAUGUAAAAAAAAGCACAUAACAUCUCUGACCAGUAUUAUAGUGGAUGAAGUUCUUCAUUGUACAGUAUUCUUUAAAAGCUUUCUCUUUGCACAGUUUCAUUAGUUUAUAAUAUUUUCUUUUGGUUUUUUUACCUGUUAGAUGAACUUAUGUACAGUGUUUCAUUUUAUAUUUGUACGUGUUUUAUUAAAUGCACUAUAUUUGCUAUAUCUCAUAUCAAA
Messenger RNA from Erpetoichthys calabaricus (reedfish), 4306 nucleotides. Its product is annotated as proteinase-activated receptor 1-like. Gene Ontology annotation, cellular component: membrane. Lineage: Eukaryota; Metazoa; Chordata; Cladistia; Polypteriformes; Polypteridae. The record is from RefSeq and is a predicted model, not a curated record. Gene Ontology annotation, molecular function: thrombin-activated receptor activity. Gene Ontology annotation, biological process: phospholipase C-activating G protein-coupled receptor signaling pathway; positive regulation of blood coagulation; blood coagulation. The transcript is spliced from 2 exons. Bases 197 to 1444 code for a protein of 415 amino acids.